Oncorhynchus nerka (sockeye salmon) is the source of this 2869-nucleotide messenger RNA. RefSeq names its product neuromedin-U-like. The transcript has 7 exons. The coding region runs from base 2368 to 2724 and encodes 118 amino acids. The record is from RefSeq and is a predicted model, not a curated record. NCBI's taxonomy places the organism in Eukaryota, Metazoa, Chordata, Actinopteri, Salmoniformes, Salmonidae.
GAACUAUUUAUCUGGAAGUGAAGCAGAUAAACAUAUAGCAUUUAGCAAAAAAAAACGUGAUUAUUUGUCUCUCUGAUAUUAAACCAUCAAAAUUUCAAACAAAUACAUGUCUGCCAUUGAACAACCCCAUGCCAUGAUUAGAUAAUGAAAAAACACACCAAUAUUUUUCAUAAUUUCUUUAAACUAUAAAAGCUCAUUUACCAACAUUUAUGAAAAUGGAUAUAUAACGUUUUUGAAUGAAACUCUUUGUGUGCUAUCAUCGAACAGAGGAGCAAUGAGUUCUGUGACGUGAACACUUGCGUCAAUGUAACACUCAAUAGUCAUGCAGUGUCAAGCAUAUGCAAAUGUUUUAAUCAUCGUACAGUGUGAUUGCCCUGAAAAUAACAGCAACAGCAAAAACAGGAAUCUAGUGAUGAAGAGGCCGUUUGAGGGAGAUGGUGGCCCUCUAGAGGACUCUUCAGACCCUGAGGCAGUCUCAGCGCUGCACAUACAAAACAAGGUUCACCCUUGACGGGGAAUAUGAGCAUAGGCUAUCAGUCGGCUGCACUCUCUCUCAUUCCACCUCUCUCCUUUUUGGCAUUUCUUUCUCUGCAUCUCCCCCUCUAUCACUCUCAUGUGAGGUUUUAGCUUUAUGUGUGAAAUCUCUCUGGAGUUUCCUGUGGGAACAGUGGAAGCCAUUAAUAGAGUUGAACAGGAAAGGUUCCUGUUGAUGACUAGCGGUGAUUAGAAUCAGUUGGACUAAUUAAUUAAAUGCAGGGGGCUGAUCGAUGCCGAGGGUCAAGUCAUCUCAGACAGUACACUCCUUUCUGUUUGUGCAUUAAUGUGUUUGCUUGAGUGUAUGCUAUUUUGUUUGUAUGUCAGUCUGUGUGUGUGGCUGUGGGAUGAUUGUGGGGAUGAUUGCUGUCUCAAAUGCUUUUGUGUGACGUGUGCUGUUUUACUAGUGUGGUGGUGAUUGGGACAGCAUCUGAUUGUUGAUUGGAAGUUUCCAUGAGGUAAACAAAAGAACACAAAAUAUUCCUCCACAAUGAAUGUCAUUCAAAUAAAAAACUGAGGAAAGAUAGACACACACACAAAACACACACAAGGGUGUCCAUCAUGUCUCUGGGUUGGCUGUAGUUGGUCCCUCAGUCCAGAUGAAAGUGCUGGCAAAUCGAUACAAUGGCUUAUUAACGGUAUAAAUCUCCCCCACCUGUCUGUGAGGCUCGUCUCUAAAAUGAACUGAAGAGUCCUUUCCAAUAUGGUUUAUAUAACAUACAAUCACUGCUCAGGGGACCUAUAACAAAGACAAACAUACAGUAAAGACCUGUUCUAAAUGUAAUGAUCAAUAUGUUGAGCUGAAGUGUAACUGCAAAAGCUCUUGUUUUUCUAUUGGUUGCAUCAUAGAGCGAAGUGACUAUAGGAUUUCAUAAGCAUUCAUAACCAUGUUAUAUGCAACCAUAACUACUAAUUAACACAAACUGAACUGACCCAGAAUAGAGACGUUAUAUGUUCGAGGGUGGGGGUCUGGGUCUCCCCCUUGAGUGUUCUACGCUAUUUUCCAUCCAAGGACCACCGGGCAGGUACAGCUAAUCCACAGUCUCUCUGGAAUAUUGUUAUAGAUUCAUCCAGGAGAAACUCGAUUCACUGACCCACACAUUCAACUUUCAUGCUUACACAGGGAAACCGGGCCCCAACAGUCACAAUAACUCUCUAUAGUCAAUCUAAAAAAAAUACUAAUUUAUCAGUAAAUGUACACAACACUGAUAAAUUGAUGUAGUGAGACAAAUUAUAUGAUAAUAAAUGUUGACAUUUCAACUCUGUGUCACUUCCACAGGAUCACAGAGUAAAAAGGUUGUUAACACAGUUAGGCCUACAUAAUACAUUUAUUUGGUAGCCUACUUCAUGGUUUUGACUGACUGAACAUGAGCAUCAUCUGGUCAUCCAAAGAUAAUUUCCUUUAAUCAAGUGCACUGGGAAAAAAAUGGAGACCAAUUUUAUAAACUCAAUUUGGAUUUUAUAUUCAGUGGCAUCCUGUUUUUGAUUAAUUUAUUUUAUUUAGUUUCCGAUCUAAAUGUAUCUAAAAACCAUUAUCAAAAUUGACUUACACAAGUUGUUAUUGUCUGACAGGCAAGAGAGAGGACACCUGCGCUCUAAGACUCAGAUGAUGAUCAAGGAGACCAGUGGGACGUUGAUUGGUCACUUCUACGUGGGAGAUGAUGCUUCUCCCAUCAAAGUUAUAGCCUAUAUAAUUCUCUCGGUUGAGAAAGUCAUUAGUGUUCAGUUCUAGGACCUGAUUUUGCGAUAUAACAAGACUUACUCCUGCAGCACCAAACCACACACAGAGAAGCUAUACUCUCACCAAAGCGCAUGAGAAUCUGAUAGCUCGAGAUGAGCGCAACGUAUCUGCGACAACUUUGCCUCCUUCAUUUGGUCUGGUGCCUUGGAUGUUGGAAGGUGACAGAAGCUAAUCCCAGCAAAGAGUGUGAACAUGGAAUUGUUUUGACAAAGGGUCCUGGGAUCCAGACUGAUGUGGGAGAUAUGUGGAGAGAUCAGAAUGAGCAGCAAGUUCAGAAUGUAUUCAAAAGAUUCCUGUUCCACUAUUCAAAGGCAAACUCAGUAGGCUCUAUACAGCAUGCGUCCCAUUCAGUGCACCCAUUGAUGCGCCUGUCACCAAAACUGUCUCAGAGGAGAAAGAAGCAGCUCCUGCUUUUGAAGCUCCGGAAUCUCCCUGAAGGUGUGAUGUAAAAAUCCGACUGUGGAAUAACUUGAAGGCAGACACCAGCAAGCUGCAUACCCCUGAACACAAAAUGGUGGACAGACAGAAGCAGCAUUCUCAGCUCUCGCUGGACUUGAUAUUUUUGAGAAAUAAAUUAAGAUAAAUGUGACUGCA